Messenger RNA from Hylaeus anthracinus, 2713 nucleotides. It is a transcript of the gene RnrL, whose product is annotated as ribonucleoside-diphosphate reductase large subunit. Lineage: Eukaryota; Metazoa; Arthropoda; Insecta; Hymenoptera; Colletidae. The record is from RefSeq and is a predicted model, not a curated record. The coding region runs from base 149 to 2617 and encodes 822 amino acids. Gene Ontology annotation, cellular component: ribonucleoside-diphosphate reductase complex. The transcript is spliced from 12 exons. Gene Ontology annotation, biological process: DNA replication; deoxyribonucleotide biosynthetic process. Gene Ontology annotation, molecular function: ribonucleoside-diphosphate reductase activity, thioredoxin disulfide as acceptor; ATP binding.
UCAGCAUGUAUUGGUGUAACCGCCUAACAGCUUCCAUUUCAUUACAUUUCAUGGUGUUUCCUGGUAAACGCCGGUACGAUAGAAACCGGAAAAUUACUGUGCUUUCGUAAGAUCAGGAUACAUUACAGACGAUCAUUGUUACUUAAAAAUGGGUGCCAAGGGGAAGAUGUAUGUAAUAAAACGCAAUGGACACAAGGAAGACGUUCAUUUUGAUAAAAUAACAUCCAGAAUUCAAAAAUUAUGUUACAAUUUAGAUAUGGACUAUGUAGACCCUUCUGCAAUUACUUUUCGUGUCAUCAGUGGCUUAUAUUCAGGAGUUACUACAGUUGAGUUAGAUAAUCUUGCAGCCGAAACUGCAGCUACUAUGACUACCAAACAUCCAGAUUAUGCUAUAUUAGCUGCAAGAAUUGCAGUCUCCAAUCUUCAUAAGGAAACAAGAAAAAGUUUUAGUGAUGUAAUAUAUGAUUUGUAUCAUGUAAAGGAACAAUAUACAGAUAAACAUAGGCCUGUUAUUAGUGAGAAAUAUUAUAAUAUCAUAAAAAAAAAUGCAAAUAGAUUGAAUUCUGCAAUAAUUUAUGAUAGAGACUUUAGUUACAAUUAUUUUGGAUUUAAAACACUCGAGAGAAGUUAUUUAUUAAAAAUACAUGGAAAGGUUGUCGAAAGACCACAACAUAUGUUAAUGAGAGUUGCAGUUGCUAUCCAUGGUGAAGAUAUCGAUAAAGCUAUAGAAACUUAUAAUUUCUUAUCAGAAAGAUAUUUUACACAUGCGUCGCCAACACUUUUUUCUGCAUGUACCACACGACAGCAAAUGUCUAGUUGUUUUCUCUUGACAAUGAGCGAAGAUAGCAUCGAGGGAAUUUAUGAUACAUUAAAAAGAUGUGCACUUAUUAGUAAAUCAGCAGGUGGUAUUGGACUCAAUGUACAUUGUAUUAGAGCAAGAGGUACACCAAUAGCUGGUACACUUGGUGUGUCUAAUGGUUUGGUCCCAAUGAUUAGAGUGUAUAAUAAUACAGCACGAUAUGUUGAUCAAGGUGGAAAUAAAAGACCAGGAGCAUUUGCUAUAUACUUAGAACCAUGGCAUGCAGAUAUUUUUGAAUUUUUGGAUCUGAAAAAAAAUACUGGUAAAGAAGAAUAUAGAGCAAGAGAAUUGUUUUAUGCUUUAUGGAUUCCUGAUCUUUUCAUGAAAAGGGUUCUGGAAAAUGGUGUUUGGACUUUAAUGUGCCCACACGAAUCUCCCGGUCUACAGGAUGUUUGGGGCGACGAAUUUGAAGCUCUCUAUACGCGGUAUGAAAACGAGAAGAGAUACAAACGACAGAUUCAAGCUAGAGACCUAUGGACCGCUAUUAUAAUUGCACAAGUUGAAACAGGAACUCCAUACAUGUUGUACAAAGAUCAUUGUAAUCGCAAAUCAAAUCAUCAAAACAUAGGAACGAUUAAAUGUAGUAAUUUAUGUACAGAAGUUGUACAAUAUUCAAGUCCAGAUGAAGUCGCUGUAUGCAAUUUGGCUUCAAUUGCUGUCAAUAUGUUUGUGAAUGCUACUAGUAGAACUUUCGAUUUUCAAAAACUUCGUAAAGUCACAAAAAUCGUUACUCAUAAUUUGGAUAAAGUCAUCGAUGUUAAUUACUAUCCGAUACCAGAAGCGCAAGUAUCAAACUUUAAACAAAGACCUAUUGGCAUUGGAAUACAAGGACUCGCGGAUACGUUUCUUUUGAUGCGAUACGCAUUUGAAAGCGAAGAGGCACAAAAACUUAACAUUCAAAUAUUUGAAACAUUAUACUAUAGUGCAUUAGAGGCUAGUUGCGAAAUUGCUAUGGAAAAGGGUACAUAUGAAACUUACAAAGGUAGUCCAGUUAGUAAAGGAAUUUUACAGUAUGAUAUGUGGAAUGUCACCCCAACUGAUUUGUGGGAUUGGAAAAUAUUGAAAGAAAAAAUUGCAAAAUAUGGAGUUAGAAAUUCGUUGUUAAUUGCACCCAUGCCAACAGCUUCUACUGCCCAAAUUUUAGGAAAUAAUGAAUCUAUAGAACCAUAUACUAGUAACAUUUAUACAAGACGAGUAUUAUCUGGAGAAUUUCAAGUAGUGAAUCCUCAUUUAUUACGAGAUUUAACUGAAAGAGAUCUAUGGGACGAGGAUAUGAAAAAUGAAAUUAUAGCAAAUAAUGGUUCUAUUCAGGCAAUUGAACGCAUACCAGAAGAUUUGAAAGUGCUUUACAAAACUGUUUGGGAAAUACCACAAAAAACAAUCUUAAAAAUGGCGGCAGAUCGUGGUGCUUUCAUUGAUCAAUCACAAUCAUUAAAUGUUCACAUGGCUAAACCAUCGAUGGAAAAAUUGACAUCGAUGCAUUUCUAUGGAUGGAAAAUGGGUUUAAAGACCGGCAUGUAUUACUUAAGAACGAAACCGGCAGCAAAUGCUCUUCAAUUUACAGUUGAUAAAUCAAAAUUACGAAAUACCAGCAGUGUUGCGACUAAUCAGUCCUUUAAUUCAGAUAAUGAAAGUAACGAGGAAUUUACUAAUGGAAAAAAGAAUGAAUGGUUAAAUAAUAAAAAUAUCGAUGACAUCGAAGUUGUGCUGGCAUGUUCUCGUGAAAAUGGAGAUGCAUGCAUGGCUUGUGGAUCAUAAAUAUAGAUAUUUGUAAGAGUAUACGUUGUACUUAAGUUAAGUUUUUUUAUUUACGAAUAUAAUAAAUGCAAAACGUUUUAUAUGUUUAUAAGUAUA